Cylicocyclus nassatus is the source of this 225-nucleotide messenger RNA. NCBI's taxonomy places the organism in Eukaryota, Metazoa, Nematoda, Chromadorea, Rhabditida, Strongylidae. The record is from the annotation of a GenBank genome assembly.
AUGCUAUUUCAAAAACUGUUGCUCUUCGUAUUUCUAAUAUCUGUGUAUGGUACAUUUAGACUUGUGCUACCUCCCACGGAUUUAUACACUACGUGCUUGCAUCAAUGCAGGAAAAGACCAGAUGUAUCAGACUAUCUGGAAUAUAUAGAGUGCCACGAAAAGUGCGAGAAAUGGGUCCAGGAGAUCAAUGGACUGGGCAUCUCUGGUAGUUAUCGUUAUAAAUGA